GCAUUUGUCGGCCGCAUACGUCAUCGAGGCUGUCUCGUUUCAGAAAAGCGAGUAGGACACUUCGAAUGCGACCUUCGUGGGCACUCACAACCCACAAACCACAAUUCUUUGCUUCAACGGAAAUGUCUAAAAAAUAAUUACGCCAAUUUGCCCGUAAAUAUGAUGUUCAAACGCAAGGAAUGUUAAUUCCCAAGUUGAAGUACCUCGGUAGAUGGGUGCAGGGUAUAUAAUGUGUAUAAUUAUAUUAAUAUAUAAUUAAAAUAAAGUAUUAGACUAAAACUACACCUGUAAAAUCUAUUUUCUUUUAUCUUUACAUCAUUAUAACUCUCCUAAAAUGUACCUCAUACAUUCCCUUCUAAAGGGACUUUGUUACAUUCUCACUCAAAGCGCUCGCGGUUGUUGAAGAGUGGCGUGCUGUCAUAGCAACCAUGUUACUUUCCGUUUCCGUGUGUCCUACGAAGGCCGUCUCGUUUAAAUGAGGCUUGUUUAAAGGAGGACACUCGGUAUACUGCAGGCUUCAAAGGACGCGUCCUACCUAGCAUGCAGCCUUCGAAACGAGACACAGCCAUCAACAUAAUUUCCGGCAUCAUGGCCGCCAAAACAUUGGCAAACAUUUUCCAACUUGCAUGUUUGAGGUGCUGCUUUGGUAAUUCAGAUCCAUAAGACCCAAAUAUGCUGUGGCAUAUCGUACAAAUUUGCGCGUUUGUAUCUGUGUUUUCAGCAGUUGGUAGUUGGAUGUAAACUUUGGCUUGCAGAUGAUUAUUACUAUGCAAAGGCUAAGAUCAUAUUAGCAAAAGAUAGUUUAUGCAAAGGACAACCCUGCGAUACCGGAGCCCGUCGUUCCCCUAAUGGAACAAACACUACUUAUUGUAAAAAGUACGGUGUUCAACGCAGAUGUUCACUGAUAUUACUCAUGGCUUGCGGUUCUGGCUCCAAUACAAAAAUGUCCAGUCCAAAUGUAAGCACGAUGGCGGUGACAGCAGGGACCGUGGAUCAGCAGAUGAGCCCUGUGUUAUUUGAGGUUUUUGGAGAGAUUUGGAAUGUGCAGACUCGUUUGGGUCAGGGCGUCUCGGCCUCGGUGUAUCGGGUCAGCUCCGGCCGGGCGAGUUCAGCUGCCGUGAAGGAGUUUCAGCUAGACACACAGGGUGGAGAUUACGGGUACCACAAGGAAAGAUCUGUGCUGGAGAGCAUCCAGGGGCAUAAAAAUAUAGUGACUCUGUAUGGAGUUUUCACCAAUCACGACCCAUUUGGUGUGGCUACUCAUUGCCUGUUGCUGGAGCUUUUGGAUGUGAGUGUUUCAGAAUUGCUGGUCAGGGUCAGCAAUCAGGGUCACUCCAUGUGGUUGAUUCAGCACUGUGCCCGUGACGUCUUGGAGGCCCUUGUCUUUCUGCACAGAGAAGGCUACGUGCAUGCUGACCUGAAGCCCCGCAAUGUUCUCUGGAGCGCUGACGACGAGUGCUUUAAGCUCAUUGAUUUUGGCCUUAGCUUUAAAGAGGGACACCAGGAUGUGAAGUACAUUCAGACAGAUGGGUACCGGGCCCCUGAAGCUGAGCUGCAGAACUCGCUGGCCCGGGCAGGUCUGGAGGGCAGCUCGGGCUGUACAACUGCUGUGGACCUGUGGAGUCUGGGCAUCAUUCUACUGGAGAUGUUCUCAGGAAUCAAACUGAAAGAAACCAUCAAGUCUCAGGAAUGGAAGGAUAACAGUUCUGCAAUAGUAGAUCAGAUCUUUUCAAGCAAUGCUUUGGUUUACCCAGCUAUCCCUGUCUAUCAUUUGAGGGAUCUGAUCAAAAGUAUGCUUCACAAUGAUCCUAAACUCCGAAGCACAGCCGAAGCUGCAUUAAUCAACCCUUUCUUCAGUAUUCCCUUUGCACCUCAUAUUGAAGAUUUGGUUCUGUUGCCUACACCUGUCCUAAGACUACUAAACGUAAUAGACGACAGUCACCUGAAUAAUGAGGAUGAGUAUGAAGAUAUAAUAGAGGACAUGAAAGAAGAAUGCCAGAAGUAUGGCACUGUUGUAUCAUUACUGAUCCCAAAAGAGAAUCCCGGCAAGGGUCAGGUGUUUGUGGAGUAUGGAAAUGCCGGAGACUCCAAAGAAGCCCAGAGACUGCUGACCGGUCGAACAUUUGAUGGCAAGUUUGUGGUCGCUACGUUUUAUCCACUGAGUGCCUAUAAGAGAGGUUACUUAUACCAAACCGUGCAAUGAGAGGCUGCACACACACCUCUAUUCACACUUCAAAUUAUUACUUUACAAUCAUGUGACUUCUUUUAAGCCCAUGUGGUGUGUAUCAAUCCAUUGUGCUACCUUUAAUAUAUAUUUACACGUGUCACUCAAUGCUCUUGUGAAUAUUGGCACAUAUGCAGUUUAUUUUGGGUGUGAAAAGGAGUAAAGUUUUAGUGCCUGCUUCUACUUUUUCACUUAUAGAACACACCACGAAAAGACAAUUUAUAUUUGAAGUGUGAUUGCUGUUUGCCAGACAUUCAAUUCUUAUGCUUCCAUACUUUGUUGGUGUUCUUUGUUUUUGCAGUGGCAUUGAUGCGCUGCUUUGGUUUACACUGCCUUUUAAAACCACAAAUCACAUUAGAGACUAUCUUUACUUAGUCCUCAAAUGUCUACAAUUCCAAAAUGUGUAGUUUGUGGCUUUUUUUUUUUCUCUUGUUCCUUAUUUCCUUUGUUUCUUUGUGUGUGUGUGUGUGUGUGUGUGAUGUAGGUAUUUCCAGUAAUUAUGCACAUAUUUAUAAACUACUGGUGAAACACACUGGCCUGCAUGCACUGUGGCAUGGUUAAUCACAGCGUUUGACUUGAUCAUGAGGGCUGUUGAAUCACAUUAAACUGAAUAUUCAACAGCAUAUCUAGAGAGAGCACAAAGUCAGUAGAGUGGGAUGGCUUGCUUUAUGAAUAAUUCUUAAAGGGAUAGUUCACCCAAAAAUGAGAAUUCUCUCAUCAGUUACUCACCCUAAUGACAUCGUAAAUGUGUGUGACUUUAUUUGUUCUGCAGAACAAAC
Messenger RNA from Myxocyprinus asiaticus (Chinese sucker), 3003 nucleotides. Its product is annotated as serine/threonine-protein kinase Kist-like. Bases 914 to 2203 code for a protein of 429 amino acids. NCBI's taxonomy places the organism in Eukaryota, Metazoa, Chordata, Actinopteri, Cypriniformes, Catostomidae. Gene Ontology annotation, biological process: positive regulation of translational initiation; regulation of protein export from nucleus; peptidyl-serine phosphorylation. The transcript is spliced from 8 exons. Gene Ontology annotation, molecular function: RNA binding; ATP binding; protein serine/threonine kinase activity. The record is from RefSeq and is a predicted model, not a curated record. Gene Ontology annotation, cellular component: nucleus; neuronal ribonucleoprotein granule.